AUGCAGCCUCGCCGCCGCCGCGAGGCAUCGACGCAGUCCGAGUGGCCACAGCUGUCUCUGCUCGCCGUCUACAGCGAGACGGCGAUCGUCGCAGAGGCCGACGAGGGCGCGAGGCUCGACGACGCGGCGCUCGAGGCGGCCAAGGUGCUGUGCCUCGUCUCGCCCGGCGGCCAGGAGGCGCUCGAGGGUGCGCGCAGGGGCAGGGUCAUGGGCACCGUCAUGGGCGUCGCUGCGUUCGCUCGGACUCUCGGUCCCGUGGGACAGGAGGCGGCGAGGGCAGUGCACUCGAGCAGGAGACGGAUGUUCUGGUGCGAGGUCGAGCCCGGCUUCUUCGUCCACGCCACCAUCGUCCUGCCGCGUUCUUCUCGACACUCUCGACGCGCGUCGGCCGCGACAACCAGCAGCUCGGCCACCACCUCGACCCCGUCCUUUUCCCUCGACGACGACGUCCUCCUCGCCGACCUCCGCCACGCCUACCGCGAGUACCGCCUGCGACACGGCAGCCUCGUCGCAACGCUCGAGAAGGACGGGACGGAGCACGUCAGGGCGCGGCUCGACGAGUUCUGGCGGGACUGGGCCGAGCGGUGGGACGUGACGGGAGCGCGGGCGCCGGCACCCUUGGAGAGGGUCCUCGACGCCCUGCCGAGCUGCAGCCUCCUCACCCCGUCAACCUCGCCUCAGCUCCUUCCCCUCCUCGCGCAAUUUGCCGCCUCGAACCCCUCGACGCUCCCCAUCCUCCUGCACGACUCGACCGUCCUCAGCCUUCCCGACCUCGCCUCCUCUGCGCGCACCUCUUCACGCGCCGACCACACGCCGCCGCCGCCGCUCGCCAACGAGGACCUCCUCGCCCUCGUGCGGUACCUGCACCGGCUCCUCCCACCUCGCUCUCUCGCCGUCCACGCCGCGGCGAGCGGUGUCGGUGACGCCGUCCAGCACGCCGCGUCGUCCUCUGCCGCCGACGACACGUCGACGAGCUCGUGGACGGCGCCGUUUUCGUCCCUCGCGAGCGGCAUGACCUCCUUCCUCGCUCCCCGACCCAUGUCGUUCGCCCUCUCCUCGCCCUCGUCCCCCUCUUCCCCACCUUCCGCCUCCGUCAACUCGGCGGCGGCUCCCUCGCGCGACGCCAAGGACGUUCGCGGCAAAUCGCUGCGGUCGGGCUUUGCCGCGCUCCGCCGUGCCGAGAAGGACGUCGUCGCCGAGCGUCAGCGCAACGCGCAGCGCACGGCGUCGGGCGGUGGCGCAGAUGCGCGGCCAGAGGGCGAGCCAGGUGCGGGCGAUGGCGCCGGGUGGAGCUUCAGGAGCGUGAGCGGGAGCUGGUCCAGGUUGGGGUUCGGCGGUGGUGCAGCAGCGCCGGCGACAGUCGCCAAGGCCCAGGCCGAGGCGGCGGCGCAUGACGGGUCCACUGCGGGCGCCGAGGAGAACGCGCGAGAUGCGGCGGCGCUCGAGCCGCCGACGACCGAGGGCGACGAGCCGGCGAGCGUGCCGGCCGCCGAGCUCGACCCGGCCGAGGAGGCGACGCCGCAGCACUCGCAGCCGACGACGCCCUUGGUCGAGCUCGCGCCGUCGGUCGACGUCGGCGAGCUCGCAGAGGCGAUGGGUGCGUCGCCGGGCGAGGAGCGGACCGAGGCGGGGGCUCUCGCGGUGGAUGGUGCAGCGCAGGACGCCGGGCCACCUGGCGGCUCGAGCGAGGAGGAGGAUCGAGUGGUCGAGCGGGAGAAGAUGUUCGAGCUCGUGUGCGGCGGCGAGGAGGGCAGCGAGGAGGAGGUCAGGUUCCACCUGCGGCGUUACGAGCGCGGCGCUCUCACGCUCGGUCUCGCCAUGCUGCCCAAGACCGACCAUGCCGCCCUCGCCUGGCUCGACUCGCGCGCCGAGCGCCUCCUCGAGGCCGUCGAGUCGUUGCUCGAGGUCGUCCAGCCUCCUGUACCGGCGUACCCGCAGCAGCACUUUGUCAAGCACGGCCUGCUCGUCUCGGCUUUCUCGCCAAGCUCGUCGUCGUCGCCGCGUGACGAGCCCGGCACCGGGUCCGCCGCCGCACGGCCUGGCUCGGGUCCAGCGACCGACGAGGAGCUCGCGACGACGGCGGCCCUUCUCGACGCGUACCGGUCCCUGCGCUCCCCAACCGUCCCCGUCCUUGAAUCGCUCACUCGCCUCGCGACCCCUUCCACGCCAUGGAUCGUCCACCGCCGCACCGACACCGACCCUCCUCAUUCCUGUUCAUCGUCGUCGUCGACUGUCCCGCGACCCGCCGGCCGGCCGACGGUCGCGCAGAGCGCCACGGACGUGUACGCCGUGCUGUGCGGGCCGAGCGGGAGCGCCAAGGCGAGGGGCAAGGGCGGCGAGAGUGCGGCGAGCAAGAAGGGUGGUGGAGGAGCAGGAGGGGCAGCUGUGGGAGCGGGAGCCGAGAUGAGCCUCGUCGAGGCGGCCGACGAGAUGAGGCGGCUCGUCGGAGCGUACGGGGCGAGGGCCUGAGCGGACCUUCCAGGUGCAUCGACAACUUAUUUUCCGCGUC
Molecule: messenger RNA, 2509 nt
Organism: Rhodotorula graminis WP1
Lineage: Eukaryota; Fungi; Basidiomycota; Microbotryomycetes; Sporidiobolales; Sporidiobolaceae
Exons: 7
Coding region: 1-2469 (822 amino acids)
Biological process (GO): vesicle-mediated transport
Cellular component (GO): intracellular membrane-bounded organelle; Mon1-Ccz1 complex
Source: RefSeq, a predicted model, not a curated record